AAGUUCAAAUUCACAAUUUCCAGGUAGGAGGAACUGCAUGCUCUCAUUACAAUUUUAAGUAGGCCAGCGCAGCAGCGCUUGUGAGUUAUCAAGAAGCUAGGCUCUUGAUGGUUUCCCCGGAUUCAGAAAUGGCAGCAUCUCAAGGCGGCGAGGUAGAAUCAACAUUGCAAUUGCAACCUCCCGAGAAUCAUCAUCUUCACAGCAACAACAACCACAACAACAAUAAUGGGUUGCCCACGUCAUCCCUCGGCAGACAGUCGUCUAUCUACUCCCUCACACUUGACGAGUUCCAGCACACCCUUUGCGAGAGCGGGAGACACUUCGGGUCCAUGAACAUGGACGAGUUCCUUACUAGCAUCUGGACUGCCGAGGAGAACCAUGCCCAUGUCCCAGCAGUGACCCACAAUUUUGUCAUGGGCCACGACCAUGCUAAUCAUAACAACAACAGCAAUGGCAACAAUCUUCCGAGGAUGCAGCCAGCAAGCUUGACAAGACAAGGAUCGCUCUCGCUGCCAGAGCCGUUGUGCCGGAAAACGGUCGAUGAAGUUUGGGCCGAGAUUCGUAAAAACCAUCAAAUGCCACCAGGUGGCAGCGGCGGAGGGGAUGGAGAGUUUCAUAGUAAUACUAAUGAUUUAAAUAAUAACAAUAAUAAUCUUGUUGUGACGGCGGCGGUGGCAGCGACCCAUGAAAGACAGGUUACAUUUGGAGAAAUGACACUGGAGGAUUUCUUGGUCCGGGCGGGUGUGGUUCGGGAGCAGGCGGAGAUUCCUGCCCCGUCCACGUCAUUAGUGCAACACCACCAGCAACAACAACAACAAUAUUCGAUGACAUACCAAAACAACAACAAUGAUAGCACAGUCAUGAACCCCGCCACUUAUGUGGCGGGAAGAGCCGUGAUGGGCUUGGGCGGCAGCGGAGGUGGGGUAGGAGUGCCUGCACCUUACCACCAGGCGCUUCCACAACAACCUCCGCCGCUGUCCGCUGUUUAUGGCGGGAGAAUGGGGAACGGAAGUGGGGGUGGGGCCGUGUACGGGCAUGUAGUAGGUGGUCUAGGAUCGUCGCAGGCGAGUCCGGCGUCCCCUGAUGAGCAUCAUCAAGGUGGGGAUGGAGGAAACACGUACGGGUUAGAAGAGGGUGCCGGGAUGAGAGGGGGAGGGCGGAAGCGGAUCACAGAUGGACCGGUGGAGGUGGUGGUGGAGCGUAGGCAGAGGAGGAUGAUCAAGAAUAGAGAAUCCGCUGCAAGAUCCCGAGCCAGGAAGCAGGCUUACACAGUUGAGCUUGAAGCUGAGCUGAAUCAGUUGAAAGAAGAAAAUUCUAAUCUCAAACGAGCAUUGGAAGAGAUGGAGAGGAAAAGAAAAGAGGAAGAGCGUGUUGAGGAAGUGAAAUCAACAACGUCAUACCGAAACGCCGGCGCUGCCGAGAAAAUGAUAAUGAUGAAGAGGAGCAUGAGCUGCGGCGCUGCCCUUCUUUAAUUUCUUGAUGCCAUUUAUGAAUGAAUGAACGAAGUUGCAACAUUAUUAGUUUCAUUUGUUACCACUGCUCCUUUGCAGCAUCCAAUUUUGUGAAAACUUAUUAGUUUACUUAACCCUACCAUGUUGCACGCAUUCUUGAAACAAUUGCCCCUUCUCGUCUGCCCCUGUUUGGGUACUUGGCGACGUUUCGUUGCUCAAAUUAUUUGUGUACUUUGUCGGUCAUGUUUGCAUCAACUAUUGUCUUGUGGAGGCUAGAAUUUCUUGAGUUUCACAAAUAUACCAUCAAUGGCAGUUCCUGCACUAUAUAUAGCACCUCUUUGAAUCCACAUUUAGGCUGAUUCACUUUGCAUUCCAAUUCCGUUUCCUCCGCAUUUUUAUUUCGAGAAUGGUUCAAAUAAAAAAAAUGAUCUAAGCCGAAUACCAUUGGGAAGG
This is a messenger RNA of Cuscuta campestris, 1904 nucleotides long. The record is from the annotation of a GenBank genome assembly. NCBI's taxonomy places the organism in Eukaryota, Viridiplantae, Streptophyta, Magnoliopsida, Solanales, Convolvulaceae.